GCUAGGCCUGACCGUUCCAUUUUUUUCCCUCUAUUUUCCCUCUCAGAAAAUUCAAAAAGCCUCUCUUCUUCCCGGCAAACAAACUCCAUUUCCCUGGAAAAUUGAUUCAUCUAAAAGUGAGUCUUACUUUCCUUUUCUCUUUAACUCCAUUUCCAUUCGAAUUUUGUUUUCCUCAUUGAAACAAAAAGGAAUGGAAUCCGUGGUGGCGACGGUGAGUGGGUACCACGGUUCGGAGCGGUUCAACCUAAUCAAGCUCAUAUCUCAUGUGGGUGCAAGUUACGUUGGCUCUUUGUCUCAAUCAACCACCCAUUUGGUAUGUUGGAGAUUUGAAGGAAGGAAAUAUGAGCUUGCUAUGAAGUUAAAGACGAUAAUCGUCAACCAUAGGUGGAUUGAAGAUUGCAUAAAGGAAGGGAAGCGUUUGCCUGAGGGUCCUUAUAUGUUGCAAAGUGGAGAAGAAAUGGGACCUUUAUUGCUGGAGAUCCCUGAUGAUGCUAAAGGGUAUGCCUUGACUAAGAAGUGCAAAGUGUUUUCUGACAAAUCCAAUGUUUAUGAUGACGUUGGGAAUAAAACUAGUGAUGUUGGCUAUGGAGGUUCUGGUUUAUCUUCUUGGUCCAAAUCUACUUUGUUGGAUGAGAAUCUUUUUGCAGGGCUUGGGAAAAUCGGUUCCCAUAAACUGAAAUCUAAACCAUUUAGAAAAUCUUCGAAGGAGGAAAAUUGGUUAGGUAGUAGAAACUGCUUUCAGGAGACUAGUUCAACUGGAUUAGCUAGGAAGGAGUAUGGAGGGUCAUCAAGUGCUUAUGCUUCUAUGCCUCCUACGAGGAACAAAAGGAAAAUCUCAAAGAACAAAGAGCCAAAUGCUCAUUGUUCCUCUCAGUUGCUGAUGGAAGAAAGAAACAUACCCAAUGCUAGCAGAGACACUUCUUUGGCCGAAUCUUCUCAGAGAAAAGGACAGAGGCUUCUGAAGAAUGUUAAUAGAGAAAUUGUAGUGUUUGACCUUUCAGAUUCUGACCAAGAGUGCUAUCCACCAUGGGUCCAUAAGCAAUACAGUAGAGUUAUAAAUCCAUCUGAUCAUUCACUUGAUAGGAGGACUGUUAGUUUAUCUGAAAUUGGAGGACCAUCUAAUUUUGACUUCAGUAAGCAUAGGGGAGUAGAUAAAGAAAUUGAAGAAGUUGGGGAGAUCAAAUUGUGGAACCAUCUACCCCCUUCUAAGGAUUUAACUUCACCAGGGAAAGAUGCACCAUCUGUCUCUGGAAGAACUUCACCAGAUGGGUGCCCUGAUGCUGAGAGAGAGAGCCAAGGGGUUGGUCAGCUAGAGCUUGCUUCCAGAUUACCCACUUCAGUGGAAUUAUCAUGUGUUAUAUGUUGGACUGAGUUUAGUCCAACAAGAGGGGUUUUGCCCUGUGGACAUCGAUUUUGUUAUUCAUGUAUCCAGGAUUGGGCUGACCAUAUGACUUCAAGGAGAAAGACUCCAUGUUGUCCUUUGUGCAAGGCAAGUUUCAUGAGCAUCACUAAAGUGGAGGAUGCCGCCAUCUGUGAUCAAAAAAUUUUCUCCCAAACCAUUCCUUGUGCCACAUCAACAAUGGAUGUUUCUAUUCUUUCCAACCAAGACAGACCUGCUUUUGGUGCUCAGUCCUCAUCAGCUUCAGUUUGCAUCAAGUGCCGUUCUCGAGAACCUGAGGAUCUUCUUGUCAGCUGCCAUUUUUGCCAGAUACGAAAUAUCCAUAGAUACUGUCUUGAUCCCCCUUUAUUACCAUGGACCUGCAUUCACUGCAAGGAUAUCGAGAGGCUCAACCGUUAUACCUUCUAAUACACAUAUUUCGAUGCUGAAAAUUUAUCUAGAACAUGUCAUUUAUGACAGUUGCAUUCGUUAACCUUGAAUUGUCUAUAACAUGAUGUUUUUUUCUGUCUUCAACUAUCCUGGUGAUGGAUAUGCUAGCUGUUAUUGGAAUGGAGGUUCUUGUACACAUCUAGAUCUGUCAACUAUCCGAUUACAUUAUUAAAUUA
Messenger RNA from Durio zibethinus, 2004 nucleotides. RefSeq names its product zinc finger (C3HC4-type RING finger) family protein / BRCT domain-containing protein. Lineage: Eukaryota; Viridiplantae; Streptophyta; Magnoliopsida; Malvales; Malvaceae. The record is from RefSeq and is a predicted model, not a curated record.